AUGGGCUUAAGGAGUGAGUUUUUGAGGCUAAGUAGUAUUCGGGAAGUCAUAAAAACUGAACUAUCUUCUCUAUUAGACUCUCUUGACUCCGGUGCUAAGUCCACAAAGGUUUUAUAUAUCUCUCCUCAUCUUUUAUCAACAUUUGAGGCGAUUGGCGUGUCUAAAGAGCUUUUUUCAAAAGACCAUGGUGUGAUAGGUGCAUUUCCUUAUGAGGCAGAGAUCGUUCUUGCGUCUGCACAGCAUGCUGUUUUUAUUAUGAAUCCUGAUUUAGAAAACAUUCGGUCAUUGGUUGUAAAUGUCCUCACCUAUGCACAAAAGCACGCUAAGACAUCAAUAUCUGUUUUUUUUGUCCCGCGUAAGCCCCUCAUUAUUGAGCACAUUCUUGGAAAGGAAUAUCAACUUUUGCGUUCCUUGCCCGGAUUGAGAUUAGGAGAAUUUGAUUUUGACCUGAUACCAUUGGAGGAUGACCUUCUUUCCAUGCAACAACCUUUGGCCUUGAAGCAUUUAAUUGCUGAUGGGGAUAUUACAGUGCUUCAAUGGAUUGCAAGAAUGUUACUGAAGCUUCAAACAUCUCAUUUUGGGGCAAUUUCUUUGAUUAGAGGUAAAGGAACCAGAGCGGCAAAGGUGGUACAAAUGCUUGGUCGUAUGCAGAGUGAAAUGGGAUCUGAAUUCCUGACAGGUCUUACUCCUGAGAUUGAUUCAUUGUUCAUUUUGGAUAGGGCGCUGGAUUUGUUAACUCCGCUACUAACUCAAUUAACAUAUGAAGGACUUAUCGAUGAAUUUUAUAAUAUCGAUUCUGGUUAUGUAAGUUUUCCAUUUAAUUUGGGUGAGGGUGCAAAAAUUGAAACAGGGCAUCGAGUUUUUUUGAAUCACACCGAUAAAAUUUAUGGAGAAAUUCGUGAUAAGAAUUUUACAAACGUUGGUUCCACUCUUUACAAUAAGUCCGUUUGGAUAAAAAAGAGCUACGAACGUCGAAAAGAAGUACAACAACUCAAAGAGCUAAAGGAAUUUAUGAAGGGAUUACCCGAAAUGCAGGAAAUGCACCGUUUAAUAGGUAUACAUACUGCCGUAGCAACUGAGAUAGGAAAAAGAACACAAAGUAUUGAGUUUCGAAGACGGAUAGCUAUGGAACAGAGUAUUAUUCAACAGGUGAAUGAGCGUGAAGUAAUAGAUUAUAUAGAGGAACUUAUUAAUAAGACUGCAUCUAUUACAGAUGUUUUGCGACUUAUUUCCAUGUUUUCCAUUGUAAAUGGAGGACUUAAAAGCAAAACAUACGAUUUCUUUAGGGAGAAUAUAAUGUUGUCUUAUGGAAUUCCACAGGGUUUAGCAGCAUUUUUGGCCUUGGAGCGUAGUGGCUUGAUCACAAAACAUGACGGCAAACAACUCAACUUUUCUGCUAUUCGCAAACAUCUUAAAUUAUGGUACGAUGCAUUACAAGAACAGCAACCAAAUGACAUAGCCUACGCAUACAGCGGGUAUGCAUCUUUGACUGUGCGUCUUUUAGAGAAUAUGAUUAGCUAUCCUGAGCUUUGGAAUACACCAACGGAUGUUACGGAAUUGAUUCCGGGUGAAAAGGCCGAAAUUCGUAAUGAGGUUGAAACGCCAGGGGGUACACCAAUAACGAUGGUAUUUAUUAUUGGGGGUAUCACAUAUGCUGAAAUUAGCGCCUUGCGUUAUCUACAGGAGAAAUUAGCUGACGCUGGUAAAGCAAGGCGCAUUUUAAUAGCAUCGACUAACAUAACGAACGGCGGACAGAUGAUAGGUUCUUUGUUACCCUUUUUUACGCCGAUGUAA
Trypanosoma cruzi is the source of this 1794-nucleotide messenger RNA. RefSeq names its product vacuolar sorting protein, putative. Gene Ontology annotation, biological process: intracellular protein transport; vesicle-mediated transport. The coding region runs from base 1 to 1794 and encodes 597 amino acids. The transcript has a single exon. The record is from RefSeq and is a predicted model, not a curated record. Lineage: Eukaryota; Euglenozoa; Kinetoplastea; Trypanosomatida; Trypanosomatidae. Gene Ontology annotation, cellular component: vacuole; CORVET complex.